Molecule: messenger RNA, 829 nt
Organism: Pipistrellus kuhlii (Kuhl's pipistrelle)
Lineage: Eukaryota; Metazoa; Chordata; Mammalia; Chiroptera; Vespertilionidae
Gene: DEFB108B
Product: defensin beta 108B
Exons: 2
Coding region: 325-657 (110 amino acids)
Source: RefSeq, a predicted model, not a curated record
CAGAUCAGGACUAGUGGGGGAGCAUUAAUUAUUUUCAGGGCUAAUAAGUCCCAGGAAAUGUUCACUAACAAAGUAUCUAGUCACUGACUAAACUGGCUGGUUUCUCAACAUAGUCUGGCUCAUUUUAACUUAAUAUAGCGAACUCUUUGUUCAUAGACCUUAAUCUGUUGCCAAAAAUGUUUGUACGUUAUGUUCCCACUUCACAAGGAUUUCUGGUCAAAACUGUGCACCCACAUCCUCCUAAUGAUCUGAGUGUCCAUCAAAACAAGGAUUUUUGGUCUCCUUAUAAAGGACCUCUCUGUCCAGGAACAUCCCUAAUGAGGUAUGGAAAGGCACUUACUACCCAGACACAGACAUUCCGCUGGUGUGAUAACCGCAGACGGAAGUUUUCUCUGCCUCCUGGAAACGAAGCCAAGCUUUCUCCUCUCAGGAGCCAUGAGGAUUGCUGUCUUCCUCUGUACCAUUCUUUUCUCUAUGAGCCAAGUUCCACCAGCCAGGGGCAAAUUCAAGGAGAUCUGUGAACGUCCAAAUGGCGCCUGCCAAGAAUUCUGCCUCGAAACAGAAAUCCAUGCUGGGAGAUGUCUAAAUGGCAAGGUGUGCUGCCUGCCCUUGGGAAAGCAACCACAGAUCGACCCAACGACACCCACUUUGUACUGAGGCCUUUCAGAGGGUCUUGCUUGUUUGGCUGUUUCAUUCUCUGGUUCUCCAUCUCCAUCUUCCAUGCUCUGACUUGUCUUUCACAGGGAUUCUCACUGAGUCCUCAAUAAAUAAUAAAGAAGCACCUGCAAACCCAAAGCCACUGUGCAUACCCAUGUGCUCUAUUUUGCUG